AGCAGCUGUAAAUUUUAAACUGUUCUCUAUAUAAUUUCGUCAGAAUGACAAUGGGUGAUGAAUUACCUGUCACUUCCUUGGUUUUACCUGUUCUUAUACGCCCCGUACUUACCCAGCUGGAAAAGUAUCAUGUGGGAGGAUCGCAAACUUUGCGUGCGGCUUUAACUAAAGCUGAGGCUGCGUUACCAGGUCUCAACUAUGACUUGGUGGCUGGUAUUAUGAGAAGAGCGGAUAUUCCAGUGAAUAUGAAUGAGAGUUUACUUCGUUUACAAGGAACUCUCACUGAAGCUGAAUGUGCAGAUUUAAGACUGAACAGAUCAGAAGAAGCAUUCCAAGAGUUAAAUAAAAAGUCAGCAGCUCUCAAGAAAAUUUUGAGUAGAAUUCCUGAUGAAAUAACAGACCGUAAGACAUUCCUGGAAACAAUUAAGGAAAUAGCAUCAGCUAUUAAGAAACUACUUGAUGCGGUGAAUGAGGUUUCCACAUACACCCCAGGGCCGGGCAAGCAAGCUCUGGAGCAAAGAAAGAGGGAAUUUGUUAAAUAUUCAAAACGCUUUUCAAAUACUCUGAAGGAGUAUUUCAAAGAGGGACAGGCCAAUGCUGUGUUUGUUAGUGCAUUAUAUUUGAUACAUCAAACAAAUCAAAUUUUGUAUACAGUAAAAAGCAAAUCUGAAUAAGAAUGUAUUUCGUAACCAUUGAAACUAUUUGUUAAAUAUUAUUGUAUGAUGUUGCAAAAGUAUUUUGAUUAACUUUCUUUAAAUAUUAUUUUUAUAUGUUAACUGAUAAUCUAAUAUAUUAUAAAAUUUAUGAUAAGUGGUUAGAGUGUCUGUCAUGAUUUUCAUAUAAAUACUUUAAAAGUCAUUAAAAUGUUGUUUGAUGCUAGAUCACACUUUAGAAUCACAAACUGAAUGUUCAUUAAUAGAUGCCCAGGUGCUUCUUGGAAAAAUAAAUUUUAUCAUAAAAUGUUUAUAUUCACAACAUAGUAUUGUGAUGCAAAAUGUUAUGGCAGACAAUAGCAAUCCAUACUUGUUAGUUUAUAGUAUAUGAGUGUAGUACAUAAAUGUCAUUAUUUUACAUUAAACUAUUAUUUUAAAUA
Colias croceus (clouded yellow) is the source of this 1093-nucleotide messenger RNA. It is a transcript of the gene Ccm3, whose product is annotated as programmed cell death protein 10. The transcript is spliced from 6 exons. Gene Ontology annotation, biological process: positive regulation of MAP kinase activity; regulation of Golgi organization. The record is from RefSeq and is a predicted model, not a curated record. Bases 45 to 674 code for a protein of 209 amino acids. Gene Ontology annotation, molecular function: protein kinase binding. Gene Ontology annotation, cellular component: Golgi apparatus; FAR/SIP/STRIPAK complex. Lineage: Eukaryota; Metazoa; Arthropoda; Insecta; Lepidoptera; Pieridae.